Brassica napus (rape) is the source of this 3754-nucleotide messenger RNA. RefSeq names its product LEAF RUST 10 DISEASE-RESISTANCE LOCUS RECEPTOR-LIKE PROTEIN KINASE-like 2.7. Gene Ontology annotation, biological process: protein phosphorylation. Gene Ontology annotation, molecular function: protein kinase activity; ATP binding; polysaccharide binding. The record is from RefSeq and is a predicted model, not a curated record. The transcript is spliced from 4 exons. Bases 1581 to 3572 code for a protein of 663 amino acids. Lineage: Eukaryota; Viridiplantae; Streptophyta; Magnoliopsida; Brassicales; Brassicaceae.
CUAGAAAAGUCAGCAAUUUGAUUAGAUUUUCAACCGGCAACGUCAAAGACUCAAGUUAAAACUGGAAAGUAUAUUAAUGAAGUAUCCACCAGAUAUUCGAAAACUGGAAGGUAUCAUAAUGAAGCGAGCAUAUGGUCUUGAUUGCCAAAACUAUAAUUGCCUUAGACUAGACAAGUCACGUAAUAUAUGGCUUCCCUGUCCAAAUCUAUUGCACAAGUACAAAAUUUAUCGUUUCUUGCUGUACAACUAAUUAUAUCAAUGGGUUCUUAAAAAAAUAAUGAAGAGACGACUUCAAGAGUUCAGUAAUAAAGCUAUUAAAGAAAAGCUUAUGUAUUAAAAUCUACUAUUGUUGUUUUCUUUUAUCUAUAUGUUGUAAGGGCUUAGAAAACUAUUAUACCAUGAAUAAAAUAAUGAAUGGUGAUUUCCUUAAAUAGAGAAUUUUCCACAUGAUAAGUCUUUGAAUGUUUAGCAUCGAGAAAAACAAGAAGAAGCUGAGAUCUUUUGAAGUAAACUAAUACUGACAUGUCAAGUCUCCACUUCUGUCACUAUAUGACUUGACUUUGUCCUCAUGUUUAUGUUUAUUUAUCUCUUUAAAUCACAUCCACUGUUUACAGACCUAACCCAAACACACAAAUUCCUUUGUUCAAAGAUAGCAAACAAAUCAUGUAUAGUCUCCCCACUUCUUGUAUGAUCUUGUUCUUCAUCUUCUACAGGUUUCACCAAAUUCUUUGUGCUUCAAGUGAAAAAGAAAUUGGGAGGUGUGACGCGCUGUUCCAGUGCGGUGACUAUUAGGGAUAAAUGUCCCACAUCGGAUAUUGGAAGAGAUCCUUAGCAAUAUAUAAGAUGGAUGGGUCACUCCACUUAGCACCAAUUGGUUUUAGGUUGGAAGUCCAUCUAGCUUAACAUGGUAUCAGAGCCCGAUCCACGCAGUCCAACCCGAUCCACAUCGAUCUGGCCCAAAGUUGGUCCAUCGAUCCUUGCCCGAGCAUUCCGAGAUUGACGCUCAAAGAGCCAUCAUCUCGAGGGGGCGUAUUAGGGAUAAAUAUCCCACAUCGGAUAUUGGAAGGGAUCCUUAGCAAUAUAUAAGAUGGAUGGGUCACUCCACUUAGCACCAAUUGGUUUUAGGUUGGAAGUCCAUCUAGCUUAACAGUGACGUCACCGCUGGCUUCCCCUUCUCAGGUAGGAAUCGUCCAGAGGUUUGCGGUCAUCCAUUACUGCGGCUUCACUGCAUCAAUAACAUCACCUCUUUACUCAUCUCAAACCAAGAGUUCUAUGUUCUGAAAAUAAAUAAAACAUCUAACACUCUUACACUUGCCAGACCAGACCUUUUAGGUUCCUUUUGCUCCUCUACCUUCACCAAGGUAACCUUGCCCACAGAAAUUUUCGAACUGUCGCCAACUUACAAGAGCGUCAAUGUAUUCUACCUCUGCGACCCUUUUCUUUCUUACCCUUCGAGCUCUAAAUGUCCUGAGAUAGGUCCGAUCUCACUGUCUGAAAAACCUGAAUAUAAUAACACCUGCCGAGAGAGUUUCACCAUAAACCUUCCAACGAGUUUUCUUCCAGAAGAGAAAGAGUUAAAUAUGACACACUUGGAAAGUGCUCUUAGAGAAGGGUUUGAGGUGAAGGUGAAUAUCGACGAGAAUGCUUGUCAAGAAUGUUUAUCCUCUCAUGCUUUUUGUGGCUUCGACCAAACCUUUCCAUCAGGAGUUAAAUGCGGUCCACUCUAUCCUCAAGAUGCUGAGGACAUUCGCAGACGUUGUAGUGCCUCGUUUAGCUGUGGGGAUCAAAAAGAUCUCAUGUACCCUUUCUGGAUUCCUGGUAGGGAAGAUUGCGGCCACCCUGACUUCAAGCUAGAAUGCAACGCAAGUUUCGCAGAGCUUACAAUCUCCUCUGUCAAGUUCAGAAUCUUAGAGAUGAACUAUAGUUCUCGUGUCAUAACACUUUCAAGAUCGGACUAUAUCAGCAAUAUUUGUCCGCUCAACCCAGUAAGUGCGCCAUUUGAAGAAAAUGUCAUCCCAUUUGCUCCGGACACCGAAAUGCUGACAAUUUAUUACGACUGCCGCACAGAGCUAACACAGUCUGUUUCUACUUACGUUGGAGAGAUUUCUUGCCAUGAUGAUGUGCGGAGUUACUAUGUAACUAGAAACCUCUCUUCCCCUUUGCUUAACGGGGUUAGAGGCCUUAUAAAUGACUUCAAGGGUAUUUGCAGAAGAAAUGUCAGUAUUCCUGCAUCUAGACCCGCACUGGAUACACUAGAGAGAACACCGACUCCAUAUAAUCUGAAGAAGGCUCUUGAAGAAGGUUUUGAUCUUGCAUUUAACGAAGAUUGUUCCUUGUGCAUGGUCUCUGGGGGUGCAUGUGGAUACACUCAGAUUUCAAGCAGAUUCGUUUGCUAUUGUGACGGUUGGGUCCAUACCAAUAUAUGUGAUCAUCUCUUUUGGGGGUUUUCUAUUAAAGCGAAACUAGGAUUCGGAGUUGUUUUUUGGGGAUCAGCGGUCAGCUUUUUUUUGGUAGGAAUCUUCUAUGUCAUGUGGUGCACAAAGAAGACAUCAGAGGAUCUUAGACAACACGAUCUAAAGGCCAUUAUUCCACUGAAACAGUAUAGCUACGCGCAAGUAAAGAUAAUUACAAAGUCAUUUGUUGAAAGGGUUGGGAAAGGCGGAUUUGGAACGGUUUACAAAGGAACCCUUUGUGAUGGUCGUAGUGUUGCAGUGAAGAUCUUGAAAGACUCAAAGGGAAAUGGGGAAGACUUCAUCAAUGAAGUUGCGAGCAUAAGCAAAACUUCUCAUGUCAACAUUGUAGACCUACUUGGAUUCUGCGCUGAAGGUUCAAAGAGAGCAAUUCUCUAUGAAUUUCUUGAAAAUGGAUCGCUUGAUAGGUUUAUCUCGAAAAAUGCUUCAAUGAGUUUGGAUUGGAUGACACUACACAACAUCUCUCUAGGAAUUGCUCGAGGUCUGGAGUACUUGCACCAUGGCUGCAAAGCAAGGAUUGUACAUUUUGACAUAAAACCACAUAAUAUACUGUUAGACGAAAAUCUUUGCCCAAAAGUUUCAGACUUUGGCCUUGCUAAGCUCUGCAAGAAGAAGGAAAGUAUCUUGUCACUACUGGGCACAAGAGGAACGAUAGGGUACAUUGCACCUGAAGUGUUUUCAAGAAUGUAUGGUAGCGUUUCCCACAAGUCAGAUGUGUACAGCUAUGGUAUGCUAGUCCUUGAGAUGAUUGGAGCAAGGAACAAAGAACGAGCUGAUCAAAACUCUGCAUCAAACGCAAGUUCAAUGUACUUUCCAGAUUGGAUAUAUAAGGAUCUGGAGAAAGGAGAGAAUGAAAGGCUUAUGGGGAGUGGAAUCAUCAGCGAAGAGGAGGAGAUAGCAAAGAAGAUGACACUGGUGGGUUUGUGGUGUAUUCAGUCAUCUCCAUCAGAUCGUCCACCGAUGAACAGAGUGGUAGAGAUGAUGGAAGGAAACUUGGACGCUCUCGAAGUCCCACCUAGGCCUGUUUUGCAAAUUCCCCCAGCUCCUCUUCAGGAUUCUUCUACACUUUCUGAGGAUGUUUCUGCUUCAACAGAAGUAUAAUCCAUGAAUAUUACAUAAAGAAAGAAUAUAUAAACGUACAAAAAUAGGAGUAUGUUUCAAAGCUCUCAUUUAAGAUAUUACUUUUUGUUUUUGACCGCUCCAAAAACAUAUCUACAUUGUUUAUAUAAACCCAUCAUACUUUCAAAUAUAUCAGCUAUCCCAUUAUAUGGCAGCUUCCUCUG